CUGCACGUUACCUAAAGUUUGCAAAGUCUACAAACUAAGAAGAUCCUCUCUACUCUGUAAUCAAGAUCUCUCGGCCGUUACAUGCCCACCUUCUCCACAACGAGAAGCUACACAGGCCGAACGGUUCCCCAGCCGGAGGAAUUAAGUCCGGUCGGACAUCCCCCGAUCAACAGUCCCUCUGAUAUAUGAAUCGCUGGAUCUGCAUCUCGCGAGCAAUUCGCCGUUCUAGAACCGUUUUUACAAAAAUCCAAAAUGCCUGAAAUCUUCGACGACAAGUCCGAGCACUGCAUUCCGUUCCUGCUUGAGCGCCUCAAGGCCCACCAGGCGCAGUACGGGGACGACCCCUCCAAGACCCCGCCGUUCUUCCUGGGGCUGAACGGUGUCCAGGGCGCUGGGAAAACAGUGCUGGUGUCCACGCUGCAAUCCACCCUCCGCUCGCCGCCAUACUCUCUCCCCGUCGUCACUCUCUCCCUCGACGACCUCUACCUCACCCACGAUGACCAGGUCCAACUCGCAAAGAACAACCCGACCAAUCCACUCCUCCAGCACCGCGGCCAACCAGGUACACACGACCUUCCCCUCGCCGAGUCCGUCUUUGCAUCUCUCCGCUCGGGCCGCCCCACCGCGAUCCCUCAGUACGAUAAAUCGGCGUUCAGCGGGCAGGGCGACCGGGUCCCGCAGGCGCAAUGGGAAACGGUUAACGAGUCGGGCCAGGAGCAGAUCAAGGUUCUUAUCUUUGAAGGGUGGAGUGUGGGGUUCCGCGCUUGGAACGAAGAUGUCCUCCGGGCCAAGUGGGAAGCCGCGGUCCGGACGAAAGAUGACAAGGGAUCUGACUAUAAGGGCCGCCUGGGCCAUGUGAGAUUUGAGGACGUUAAGAUGGUUAAUGAUCUAUUGAGGAGAUAUGAUGGCUUGACUAACCAGCUGGAUGCGCUGAUACAUAUCGACGCCAAGGAUAACCACUACGUUUAUGAGUGGCGACAAGAACAAGAGCGAACUCUUCGGGCUACAAAGGGUAUCGGCAUGACCGAGGAGCAGGUCAAUAACUUUGUUGAUGGCUAUUACCCAUCCUACGAGCUCUACAGCGAAACUCUCCGCGAAGGUGCCUUCAAGCCCGUCCCUCAUUCAACCACAGCAUCCGCAUCGCCAUCCGGAUGGGAAGGUAAACAGCUUAGACUGAUCGUUGACAAGGGUAGAAAGGUGCAGGACGUUAUCAAAAUAUAGAUAUUUUUUUUUUCUGUAUAUACUCAGAUUCUGCAUGAAAUCUCGUAAGUGGUUACGUUUCAAUUUAUAUAUGUGUGUGAGUAGCGAUGAUAAGCGGGGCUAAAACAAGGAGAGAAAGCAUGCCGAAAUGGAAUUCCAUUUUGGAUAUAGACAAGGC
Molecule: messenger RNA, 1378 nt
Organism: Aspergillus versicolor CBS 583.65
Lineage: Eukaryota; Fungi; Ascomycota; Eurotiomycetes; Eurotiales; Aspergillaceae
Product: TDA10 family protein
Exons: 5
Coding region: 253-1221 (322 amino acids)
Cellular component (GO): cytoplasm
Source: RefSeq, a predicted model, not a curated record